AUGACGGGUGGAGAGAGAAAGCGCAAAAACCCUCCUCGGGGCGCUGCCCGAGCUGAGCAGGUCGUCAAGAAACGCACCGUGACUCCUCCCGAAAGGUCGGCGACCCCAGCUGCUACAGCACCACCGCCAUCGCCGCCGCCUCCCCCAGAGCCCGUCGUCGAGGAGACCCCGCUACCCAAGUCGGUACAGGCAGGAAUUCCACUGCCCACUGUCGAGACUCCCCAGCCGGAUGACCUUCCUGGCAAAGAAUACCAAUCUAUACAGGAGAGUGGCGUUCUCGCAGAGUCUCUUAACCGAUCACGGCAGAAAUGGAUCAACGAAGGGAUAUUUGAAAAGUAUUGGACCAAACCCGUGAAACGGAAAGGCGUAGUCAAGGAGGAGCCAAACAAUCCACCAAAGGACAGCAUGCAGAAAAUUGGAAGCAUCAUCAUCACGAUUGAGCCUCAUGUGCUUGAGGCGACCAUGUUCGGCAUCAAGGACAAUCAGAAGCCUCCUCCGACCACGAACUCGACGUUUCGUCCCGUCAUGCAAUAUGGUCCUCCAAACGGUGUCAUGCCGCCUCCUCCAAAGCCAUCGACCCCCGCCACGCCUGCAACCGUGCCAGCAUCACCAGCAAAAGGCCCAAUGCACCCGUCGGGGGCACCUGUCUCGGCGCCAGCGCCCACGCCCUUGUCACAACCACCAAUUAAAAAUCCUCCAGCUUUGGCUCAACCUGGUAUACAUACACAACAACAGCAACUAGAAAUACAGCGUCCCCCUCUUGCUACUGCACCUGCGCAUGCGGCACCAGUUGCUGCCCCUCCGAUGGCUGCGCCCAGUUCGGUACUCGCGGCACCUGGACCGCCGCAACCACCACAGAUUGCACAGCCUCCCCUGAGAUCACCCGCGCAUGGAACGCAUGUGCAACCCCUGGCUUCACCAGCAGGGCCAAUGGCCCAACCUGGCGCUGUACGGCCUCCACAGGCACCAAGUGCCAGCCCCACGCCAGCCAAUGCACCACCGAGAGCAUCUACAUCAAGCGCAAAACCGGCAACACCAACGCCUGCUGGCACUGAUCCCAUCAUAGUCACACUGGCCGAAAAGGCUUCACAUGACCCGCAUCUACGAGAUCUCAUGAAGAGAGUAGCUAUCGGGCAGGCUGCUCCCGAUGAGCUUCAGCAUUUCCAAAAGAUUAUUGAUCAAAUCACAGCUGAUUACAAGAAGAGCGGAGGGCAGCAGGGUCCGUCAGCGGAUAGACUCAUUGUAGAUGGACGGACGGUAAAGUACCUUGCCGACGAGGUGCGGACAAUUCUAGAUGUUGUCUUGGCAUCAAAUCCACAUCAAAAAGCGUCAGAUCUCAAAGUCCCACACGACUCUGAUCCAUUGAUCAUUCUACUGGUGAAGAAAUCACUGGAAGACCACACAACUAGAAAUAUGGUUCGGAGGGUAGCAGAGAACAAGACUAAAUUCUCUGAUGCAACGGACCUCAAGGCUGUCCUGGACAGGUUGAAAGAUUUACUGCCCAAGAAUGCUGCUAAACCGCAACAGCCACAACAGCAGGCAGCCAGCACACCCGAGGUAGUGCAUCCAACAACACCAGCAAAGAAGGUGCCUGCGUCACAUGCGCCAGCAGCGGCGCCGCAACAAGCUUUACGUUCUAAGGGGCCCGCACCAAGCUUCAAGACUGAGUUUUCUGCAAUCGUACUGGAAUUUUCUGGCGGGACAGGGGAUAGAUAUCUAUUUCCCAAGUACAGCAUCCUAGAGUACCAACAAGGCGCUACUGAAGUCCUUGCUUCAUUUUUGAUCGUGCGCAAAGGCAGCAGAUCUGAAUAUGGCGGAGAUCCUGCAUUGGAUUACUAUCAACCAAUGACGAUUCGAAUCGCUUCACCGAAUGGGAAAAAUCUUGACCAGAUCGCAAGGGUUGUAGCGCCACAAGACGAAGUCAAGCGAUAUAUGGAUGAUGUCAUGGACAACAUGACACGCGCAGAGUACGUUUUGCUUGCAAUGAGACUACCUCGUCCAGAAAAGGAGGAUGAGGCAGCCGGUCGAUCCGAAACUCCAAAGAUGGACAAGCCGCAGCAAACACUCCAAGCUCCUCAGCCUCAUCAAGGAGUACUUUGGACGACAAAGGCCGCACCCACCAAGCUGGUAUCCCAACCUCCCACUCCAAAGGUUCUCGGUGAAGAUGAACAAUACCAAAACUUCAUCGCCUCUGUUAGUUGA
Messenger RNA from Pestalotiopsis fici W106-1, 2202 nucleotides. RefSeq lists its product as uncharacterized. The coding region runs from base 1 to 2202 and encodes 733 amino acids. Gene Ontology annotation, cellular component: Swr1 complex. Gene Ontology annotation, molecular function: ATP-dependent H2AZ histone chaperone activity. The transcript has 2 exons. Gene Ontology annotation, biological process: chromatin remodeling. The record is from RefSeq and is a predicted model, not a curated record. NCBI's taxonomy places the organism in Eukaryota, Fungi, Ascomycota, Sordariomycetes, Amphisphaeriales, Sporocadaceae.